This is a messenger RNA of Dermatophagoides pteronyssinus (European house dust mite), 669 nucleotides long. RefSeq lists its product as uncharacterized. The record is from RefSeq and is a predicted model, not a curated record. NCBI's taxonomy places the organism in Eukaryota, Metazoa, Arthropoda, Arachnida, Sarcoptiformes, Pyroglyphidae.
UUCAAAUUUAACGUCUUGUUCGACACAGUUUAACACAAUUUGAUCUUGAUCCUUUUUUUUUAUUGAAAUGAAAAAAAAAUGAAGAUUAAAAUAUUCAUCGUAAGACUUUAUUACAAUUUUUACAGCUCGAUUGGAUUUUGUUUUGGUCGUUUUGAUUGGAAACAUCGUUGGUCAAUAAUUAAAUCAAUUAUUAUGAUAACAUUAUUUUUAAAUUGUUCAUUUUUUAUGUAUGAACGUUAUCGACGUAAAUAUAAAGGAAUAUCGGCAUCGAAAAUCAGUCAAAAUGCAUUUGGUUUACUUAUUGAUCGUGUAAAUUCAUUACAAUUUAUGUUUUCAUUUAUUUUAUCAUUUCUAGUAUUUUCAAUCAAUGGUUAUGAUUUAAUACGUUUGGCUGAUUCAUCAAUAUUUGCCCAAAUAUAUACGGAUAAUCAGCGAAAUCAUAUUAUAUCAUUGGCUAUAUUAAUAUUCACAAUUUUAGAUGUUUUAUUUUUAUAUAAGUGCUUUGGUGAAUGUACGAUUAAUAUUAGAUAUUUUGAAAUGUCUGAAUUAUAUCAAGAAUAUUUUCGUAUGAAUCUUUAUGAUUUACUUAUUUAUGAUCAACGAUUUUUACUAUCAAUGAUUAUAUUUGCUUAUGGUUAUUUUGUAUUGAUAAUACAAACAGAAAAAUGA